UUGAAAACACAGGGUAGUUUCAUCGUCAUCAUUUUAAGAGAGAGAGAAAAAGAAGAAAGUAGAGAGAGAAAAAAUGGUGAGAAUAGGAACAAUCACGGGGAUGUCAUUGGGUGCAUUUCUCUUCUGGGAGUCAAUGGACAAAGUUCAUGUGUGGAUCGCUCUUCACCAAGACGAAAAGAGGGAACGAGAAGAGAAGGAAAGGGAGGUGAGGAGGAUGAGAGAAGAGCUUAUACGACAAGCAACGGAAAGAAAUUCAAUUGCAUGAUUAUGUUUAUUACUUUACUAGGGAAUCUUCAUAUUGUGCUGUUUUUCUUGAGUAAUGUUAUUCCGAAUUUUGAUGAAUCUCAUAAAUUGGCACUUGGCAGUAGUUGAAUCGAUGAAGAUUUCUAUCAUGAACAAUGUACUGUCUUGUGCUUCAUAUAGCUCACAUAGUUUGUAUUCCAAUAUUGAUUUAUAUGCAUUUUUGGAGAAGUUUUUUGAA
Molecule: messenger RNA, 481 nt
Organism: Amaranthus tricolor (Joseph's coat)
Lineage: Eukaryota; Viridiplantae; Streptophyta; Magnoliopsida; Caryophyllales; Amaranthaceae
Exons: 2
Coding region: 74-265 (63 amino acids)
Source: RefSeq, a predicted model, not a curated record